This is a messenger RNA of Pollicipes pollicipes, 4081 nucleotides long. RefSeq names its product DNA-directed RNA polymerase II subunit RPB1-like. Gene Ontology annotation, biological process: DNA-templated transcription. Lineage: Eukaryota; Metazoa; Arthropoda; Thecostraca; Pollicipedomorpha; Pollicipedidae. Gene Ontology annotation, molecular function: DNA binding. Gene Ontology annotation, cellular component: RNA polymerase II, core complex. The record is from RefSeq and is a predicted model, not a curated record.
CUCCCCAGCCGCGCCCCAGCCACGCCCCAGCCGCGCCGCCAUGGCUGCGCCGUCGGGUGACUCGAAGGCGCCUCUGCGCGAGAUGAAGCGGAUCCAGUUCGGCAUCCUGAGCCCGGACGAGCUGCGCCGCAUGUCGGUCACCGAGGGCGGCAUCAAGUACCCGGAGACAAUGGAGGGCGGCCGGCCCAAGCUGGGCGGCCUGAUGGACCCGCGCCAGGGCGUCAUCGACAGGCUCUCACGCUGCCAGACGUGCACCGGCAACAUGACAGAGUGCCCCGGCCACUUCGGCCAUAUCGACCUGGCCAAGCCCGUCUUCCACCCGGGCUUCCUCAACACCGGCAUCAAGAUCCUGCGCUGCGUCUGCUUCAACUGCUCCAAGCUGCUCGUCACGCCGACAAAUCCUAAGAUCAAGGAAAUCGUGCUCAAGUCCAAAGGCCAGCCGCGCAAGCGUUUGACGCACGUGCACGACCUGUGCAAGAGUAAGAACAUGUGCGAGGGCGGCGGCGAGCUGGACCUGCAGAAGGACGGCGGCGGCGACGGCCCGGGCCGUGUGAAGGGCCGCGGCGGCUGCGGCCGGUACCAGCCGCGCAUCCGCCGCUCGGGCCUCGACCUCACCGCCGAAUGGAAGCACGUCAAAGAGAACUCGCAGGAGAAGAAGAUCAACCUGACCGCCGAGCGCGUCUACGAGAUCUUCAAGCACAUCUCGGACGACGAGUGCUUCCUGCUCGGUAUGGACUUCAAGUUCGCCCGGCCCGACUACAUGAUUAUCACGGUGCUGCCGGUGCCGCCGCUCUGCGUGCGGCCGGCCGUCAUGACGUUCGGCUCAGCCAAGAACCAGGACGACCUCACACACAAGCUGGCCGACAUCAUCAAGGCCAACAACGAGCUGAUCAAAAGCGAGGCGGCCGGCGCCGCCGCGCACGUCAUCCUCGAGAAUCACAAGAUGCUGCAGUACCACGUGGCCACGCUGUCGGACAAUAACAUACCGAGUCUGCCGCGAGCCAUGCAGAAGAGCGGCUCAAGACCGCUCAAGACCAUCAAGGCGCGCAUCGAGGGCAAGGAGGGUCGCAUCCGAGGCGACCUCAUGGGAAAGCGAGUGGAUUUCUCGGCGCGAACCGUCAUCACGGCCGAUCCGAAUCUACGUAUCGACCAGGUGGGCGUGCCUAAGUCGAUCGCGCUCAACCUCACCUACCCGGAGAUCGUGACGCCGUUCAACACCGACAAGAUGCAGGACCUUGUGAAGCGAGGCAACGACCAGUACCCGGGCGCCAGGUACAUAAUCCGCGACAACGGCGAGCACAUUGACCUGCGCUUCCGCCGGAAGCCGUCUGACCUGCACCUGCAGUGCGGCUACAAAGUGGAGCGACACAUCGUCGACGGUGACCUGGUCAUCUUCAACCGGCAGCCGACGCUGCAUAAGAUGAGUAUGAUGGGCCACCGCGUCAAGGUACUGCCCUGGUCGACAUUUCGAAUUAAUCUCAGUGUCACCUCGCCCUACAACGCCGGUUUUGACGGUGGCGAGAUGAACCUGCACGUGCCGCAGUCGAUAGAGACGCGCGCCGAGAUCGAAAACAUGCACGUUACGCCGCGCAUGAUCAUCACGCCGCAGUCCAACAAGCCCGUCAUGGGCAUCGUGCAGGACACGCUGACGGCCGUGUGCAAGAUGACCAAGCGCAACGUAUUUCUAGAGAAGGAGGAGAUGAUGAACCUGCUCAUGUUCCUGCCGACGUGGGACGGCAAGAUCCCGGUGCCGGCCGUGGUCAAGCCGCGCCCGUUGUGGACCGGCAAGCAGCUGUUCUCGCUCAUCAUCCCGGGCAAAGUGAACAUGAUCCGCACGCACUUGUUGCACCCGGACGACGAAGACCACGGCCCCUACAAGUGGAUCUCGCCCGGCGACACCAAGGUGCUUGUCGACAACGGCGAGCUGGUCAUGGGCAUUCUGUGCAAGAAGUCGCUGGGCGCGUCGGCCGGCUCGCUUCUGCACAUCUGCUGGCUGGAGCUGGGCCACGAAAUCUGCGGCCACUUCUACCACGACAUCCAGUCGGUGGUAAACGCCUGGCUGCUGUACGAGGGACAUUCGAUCGGCAUCGACGAUACCAUCUCCGACCCGGAGACCUACUCCGAUAUCCAGAGCGGCAUCCGCAAUGCCAAGGAGGACGUGAUCCAGGUGAUUGAGAAGGCGCACAACGACGAACUGGAGCCCACGCCCGGCAACACGCUGCGACAGACGUUCGAGAACCACGCCAACCGCAUUCUCAACAAUGCGCGCGACAAAACCGGCGCCUCCGCCACGAACUCGCUCAGCGAGUACAACAACCUCAAGGCCAUGGUGGUGGCCGGCUCCAAGGGCUCGUCCAUCAACAUCACUCAAAUCAUCGCGUACGUGGGCCAGCAGAACGUGGAAGGCAAGCGGAUCCCUUUCGGCUUCCGCAAGCGCACGCUGCCGCACUUCGUCAAGGACGAUUAUGGACCGGAGUCACGAGGCUUCGUCCAAAACUCCUACCUGGCCGGCCUGACGCCCACCGAGUUCUACUUCCACGCCAUGGGCGGCCGAGAGUGUCUGAUCGACACAGGUGUGAAGACGGCCGAGACCGGCUACAUCCAGCGUCGCCUCAUCAAGGCCAUGGAGUCGGUCAUGGUCAACUACGACGGCACCGUGCGCAACUCGGCGGCGCAGCUGGUGCAGCUGCGCUACGGCGAGGACGGCCUGGCCGGCGAGUUCGUUGAGUUUCAGUCGCUGCCUACCAUCAAGCUGUCGGACGCCGCGUUCCGGCGCAAGUUCAAGUUCGAGACGACCAACGAGCGGCACCUGCGGCGCAUCUUUCAGGAGGACAUCGUGCGCGAUCUGAUGGGCUCGGCCGAGAUGAUCGGCGAGCUGGAGCGCGAGUGGGAGAGCCUCUCGCGCGACCGGCAGGAGCUGCGCCAAAUCUUCCCCACCGGUGAGAGCCGCGUCGUACUGCCCUGCAACCUAGAGCGCAUGAUCUGGAACAGCCAGAAGAUCUUCCACAUCAAGAAGGCUGAGCCGACCGACCUGAGACCGCUGAAGGUGCUGGAGGGUGUGCGCACGCUGCUGUCGCGCUGCGUGGUGGUGCGGGGCGAAGACCAGCUCUCUAAGACGGCCAACGCCAACGCCACCAGCCUGUUCUCUUGCCUAGUACGCUCGACAUUGUGCACGCGCCGCGUGGCCGAGGAGUACCGGCUCAGCUCGGAGGCGUUCGAGUGGCUGAUCGCCGAGAUCGACACGCGCUUCCACCAGGCCAUGACCAACCCAGGCGAAAUGGUGGGCGCCCUGGCCGCCCUGUCGCUCGGCGAACCCGUCACGCAGAUGACGCUCAACACAUUCCACUUCGCUGGCGUGUCGUCCAAGAACGUGACGCUCGCCGUGCCGCGUCUCAAGGAGAUUAUCAACGUAAGCAAGAAGCCGAAAGUGCCUUCGUUGACGGUGUUUCUGACGGGCGCCAGCGCGCGCGACGCAGAGAAGGCCAAGAACGUGCUGUGUCGCCUGGAACAUUCCACGCUGCGAAAGGUCAUGGCCAACAAGGCCAUCUACUACGACCCCGACCCACAGGACACGGUGAUCGCCGAGGACCAGGAGUUCGUCAGCUUCUACUGCAAGAUGCUCGACUUCGACCUCACCCGCAUCUCCCCCUGGCUGCUGCGUAUCGAGCUGGACCGCAAGCGGAUGACUGACCAGAGGCUGACCAUGGAGCAGAUCUCUGAGAAGAUCAACGCCGGCUUCGGCGACGGCCUGAACUGCAUCUUCAACGACGAAAACGCCGAGAAGCUGGUGCUGCGCAUCCGCAUCAUAAACUCGGACGACUCCAAGGUCGCCGACGAGGUCGAGCAGUUGGACAAGAUGGAGGAUGACAUGUUCCUCCGCUGCAUCGAGGCCAACGUGCUCAGCGACAUGACUCUGCAGGGCAUCCAAUCCAUUAAAAAAGUCUACAUGCACCUGCCGUCGACGGACAACAAGAAGCGUGUCGUCAUCACGGAGACGGGCGAGGUCAAGCACAUCGCCGAGUGGCUGCUGGAGACGGACGGCACGUCGCUGAUGAAGCCGGCCGUGGACAAGGCGGACUAG